AUUGAAUAUUUUCUUUAAAAAAUAUUGGGAAAAUUGCCAAAAGAGAACAAGAAAUCAGCAUAGUUGUCCCUAUGGUAUAAAUCCAUUUUUUUCCAUUUUUUCUCCUUUUUACCCUUUCCAUAUGUUAAAAUUAAUGUAAAAAAUAGUUAUAAGAAUCAAAAAAAUUAUUAAAAAUAUAAAAAACUAAUAAAACACCCAUUUACACAAACACAUAUUUUUUUAGGUUUGAAAAACAUAAUAAAUAAUGUUUUUAAAUUACGUUCUACUAAAAGUAGAAUUCUGUUUCUACACAAAACGGGUGAGUAGAAAAUGCAUUCUAGAAUGAACACAUCCAUCUACUUGUUUUAGAACGUAAAAACUACUUUUUACUAUAAUUCUAAAUAUGGGGAAUACGAAUUCUACUAUUUGUAAUGAUCGCUACUUUUAUUCAGAAACAUGUUUCUACUUUUAUCGAGUAUUCUAAGUUAUCAGGAAUGCAAAAUCUAAAACAUACACGAACGUCCACAUAGUGUAGAAAUUACAUUCUGGAAUUUUGUUAUGUUCUACACAGUGUAGAAGGUGCCUUCUACGGAUAAAAAAACUGAAUUUUCGAAAAUUAAGGAAGUUGCAGUUUUAAAAAUAUUCUAAAAAUAUUCUAACUUCCUAAAACGUGUUUUCAUUGAUUUGCUUCGUGAAAAAUUAAAAAAAAAAACGAUUUUGAAUGUUCUUCUUCACCAAUCUAUGAUUUCCCCAUGAUUUUUCUAUAGUUUGUCUUGUGAUUUUCACAAAAACUUGUUCUAUGAUGCAUAUCUAUACAACAUGUGGUGUUUGGGAGUUUGGAGCAACCACGGGAUGGGUUUUUUCGGCUGAUGAGAAAGGGGCUAGGCUACUGUUAUUGGAAUCAAGUUCUACCUUAGAGGUUUUUAAAAGAAUGGUUUUGGAAGAUUUUGAUAUGGAAGAAGAUAGCUUACCCGAUUUGGAGUUGAGUUAUCUACCUAAUGAGUUGAUCAAUACAUCAACUUGUCCACCUGUGAUCAUUGCGAAUGAUCGACAGCUUCAGAAUUUUGUUGGUUUUGUUCAAAAGUGUGUUUCUACUCGAUUGUGUGUAACGUCUAAAGCCAAAGUUGAGAAUCUGAAUGAACCAGACUUUGAUCUUAACAAGUCGCCAGCUGAUUCAAGUUCUGCUCAAGAGGAGGGAAACUCGGUUGAUAGGGGGAACGAACCGGCUCCUGUGUUUGUUGAGAGGCAGUGCGAGAAAAAGAAAGAAAAGAUUAGAAGAGUCGAAGUUGAUGAGGAUGCCUAUCAUGCCGAUACCAUGAUCUCGGCCAAAGAGGACAUACAUAAGAUGUCAAAGUUUUCUGUGCUCAAUGUUGUUAAGAAGGGACAAUUGUUUGAGAACAAAACUUUGCUGAAGGCGACUUUCGAGCUAUGUGCAAUGAAGCAUAACUUUCACUACGAGGUUAUCAAAACGGAUAGACAACUUUGGUACGUUAGAUGUGAGGAUAAUGCAUGCAAUUGGUGUGUUCGAGCAGAGUGUUUGAAGGAUUCUGAAUAUUUCAUUAUCAAAAAGUAUGUCGGUGAACAUACAUGCGCACCUUCAAACAAAACCAAACCGGGUAGGACUGCUUCGGCCAAAACUAUAGGCAGUCUGAUUAUGCAUAGGUAUGAAGGGGUUAAGGAAGGGCCAAAAUGCAAUGAUAUAAUACAGAUUAUGCUUAUGGAUCAUGGCUGUGAGAUCACGAAAUCUUUAGCAUGGGAUGCUCGUGAAUAUGCGGUUAAUGCUGUUAGAGGUAUACCAGAGAGUAGUUAUGGAAAAAUACCGAAAUACUUGCACAUGCUCAGAGAGGCUAAUCCGGGAACACAUUCAUCGUAUGAGAUUGACAGCAAUGGGAGAUUUCGGUACCUGUUUAUUGCAUUUGGGCAAUCGCUACGAGGAUUUAACAGAGUCAUAAGGAGGGUUAUUGUGGUUGAUGGCACUUUUCUGAAGAACAAAUACAAAGGAGUUCUAUUGGUUGCAACUGCUGUAGACGGAAAUUCUAAUUUGUAUCCUCUUGCAUUCGGAGUAGUCGACUCAGAGAAUGAAAAUUCUUGGGAAUGGUUUAUGAGACAACUAAAUAGUGUCAUUGCUGAUGAUCAUCAUUUGGCUUUCAUUUCGGACAGACAUGCGGCCAUUGCUAAGGCGCUUGAGACUGUGUAUCCAACAGCUAAACAUGGUAUUUGCAUUCAUCAUUUGUUGAAUAAUGUGGUAACAUAUUACCAUGGGAAAGGACUUGUUGGGUUGGUUGCAAAGGCGUCCAAGGUUUAUAGAGUUGCUGAGUUUGAAAAGAUAUUUGCUAAUGUGUGUAAUAUCAGUCCGGCAAUUGGAAAAUACCUAAGGGAUGCUGAAGUCCAAAAGUGGGCAAGAUGUCAAUUCUCUGGAUAUAGAUAUGACAUAAGGACAACAAACCCAGCCGAAUCCAUCAACUCUGCUUUGCGUUCGCCGAGAGAGUAUCCAAUCAUUCCCUUGUUGGACAGUAUCAGAGAAAUGCUGACUCGGUGGUUUUAUAACCGUAAGAAAAAGAUUUCAAAGCAUAAUCAUCCUCUUACCGAAGAUGUGGAGAAAAAGAUUGAAAGGAGAACCGAGAAAGGCAAAAGAUUUGCAGUUUACCCUGUCAGCGAUGGUCGCUUGCUUGUUAGAGGUGAUAAAAUCGACUGCUUAGUUGAUUUGGAUAGACGUACUUGCUCAUGUGGGAAGUACAACCUGAUGAAGAUACCUUGUCGGCACGCAAUUAAAGCUGGGUUUCAUGUUGGAAGACAGCCACACACAUUAACUGAUUUAUUUUACACUACAGAAGCUUGGCGAGAAGCUUAUCAUGAAAGCAUCAAUCCUAUUGCUGUUCCUGAGGAUGCUUGGUCCAUGCCAGAAGAUGUUGUCGUGGACAAUGUGCUACCACCAGAGUCAAGAAAAUCAGUUGGAAGGAAUAGAAAACGCAGAUAUGAAACUGUUGAAGAUAAACUUCGGUCAUCGCAAACAUCACAAAAGAGGCAGCCUCGCAAGUGUAGUAGAUGUGGUAUUAGUGGGCACAACAGAGCAACUUGUAAAAUACCAAUAUAGUCAGUCACAUAUGGUUGGUAUGUUCAAGUAUGCAAGUUGUGGUGUUUGAAAGUGCAGUGUUGCCUUGUCUCGUAUGGUUUUUUCUUCUAAAAACAAUCAACUUUGUUUAACUUUGGCUACUUUGGAUAAUUCUCAUAUGGUUAUUUUAUCAGUUUCAUUGUUAUACAUUGGUAUUAUUUUCACUUCACUUCUCUAUCUCUCUGUUUGUUUAGUUAUGUUCAGCUAUGCUUUUGAGUUCGAGUUUAAGUUUGUUUGACAAUAGCUGAUGUCUGAUUUUUCAACAAAAAAGGUGGAUUGUAAGAACAGAUCACUGAGCACAAAAUAUAAGAACCACUUGACUGGUAAAGUCGACACAAAUAUUGUAGCAACAAAACACUUAUUGAAGCCAAUACUAAGAACCAAAUGACUGGUAAAAACGAAAAAAAACACACUAACAAGAAGAUACUUAGAACCAGUAGACUGAUUUCACUCAUUCUUGGCUUCUAAAUCUUCCAAAAAGCCAUAGAAUGCUUCCUAAGCAACCUAAUUCGAGUGAAUUUUUCUGCUUCCUAACUUCUUCUUCUAUUCUCUGUGUGAUACUACUUUUCAGAUCUUCAAUCUCUUCCACAAUUCUCCCUUGCUCAGCCUCUACCCUUCGAAUCUCAUCAAGCAAGGCGUCAUCAACCCACUUAAAUAAAUGAUUUUCCUUCUUUCGCUACAUAGAAACGAAAAUCAUAUUAGGAGAAGUAAAAUGGAAUGAAAAAACAUGCUGUUUAUCCUACACAAUCGAAAAUCGAAUCAGACAAAAAAGGAACAUAACUGCUCGGUAAAUGAA
Brassica rapa (field mustard) is the source of this 3887-nucleotide messenger RNA. RefSeq lists its product as uncharacterized. Gene Ontology annotation, molecular function: zinc ion binding. The record is from RefSeq and is a predicted model, not a curated record. Lineage: Eukaryota; Viridiplantae; Streptophyta; Magnoliopsida; Brassicales; Brassicaceae.